This is a messenger RNA of Venustampulla echinocandica, 1695 nucleotides long. RefSeq lists its product as uncharacterized. NCBI's taxonomy places the organism in Eukaryota, Fungi, Ascomycota, Leotiomycetes, Helotiales, Pleuroascaceae. The transcript has a single exon. The record is from RefSeq and is a predicted model, not a curated record. Bases 1 to 1695 code for a protein of 564 amino acids.
AUGGACGCAGGCGGUCUUGCUCAGAUGUCCUACAAUAACUUCCCUUCCAGCAAUGGACUGGGCAUGCCCGGAUCUGGCUUUGCUUCCAGACGGGCAAACGGAGCCAAUCUCAAGCAUCUCUCCUUCCAAACCACAAAAUCGCCCGGUCCUCAGGAUAAUGGGGCUCCGACCCCUCGAACCUCCCGGUCUCAUUUGCUGGCCGGGUUAAGGACGGCUCCAAAAUCUGCCACUUCCAGCACGUUCCCCUCCACGGCCCCUCCAACGCAGCUGCAACACAACACUGGACUUAGUGCAAGCGUCUAUGCAGACAAGGAAACGUAUGGCGGCCCGAAGACUUCGAACUUCCAGCACCAGCAGAAUGGCUACAAUCAGAUGAACGCCCCUCGUCAGAUGUACUCGGUCCCGGAGCAAAUUCUUGCACCGCCCGAGAUCCAUAUCGACGAACAGAGCCAAGAGCAAAUGGACCCCAACCUCUACGCUCAACUGGUUGCUACCAACAUGUACCUUGCCGAACAGCAACAGCGUCUCCAGCAGCAACUCAUGAACGUGCAAGCAGCUGCUCAGCAGUUCCAAGGCAUGAACUUGGGCCUAGGCUCUCAGCAACAGUUCGCCACUCCUCCGGUCACUCCACAGAAGUUGGGACUUUAUCAGCACCAGCAGCAGAUGAAGAACAACAUGCAGCCGAUCAUCACGCCAGUUAUGGGCGCCCAACCUGGUAUCUACUCAUAUUUCAACCCGAUGACCGGGCAACAGAGCUACUUCAUGGAUCAGACGGGUCAGCAGAGCCAGUACAUGGAUCAACAAGCUGUCCAGCCUCCAACCAACUACUCACCACCGCAGCAGCCUGGUACGCCGACCUUCCAAGUCUCUCCCCCUCCACAGUCCGAUGCACCCACAUUUGCGCGAAGCAUUAGUCCACCAAAGAAGUCACAGUCUCCCCCACAGGACCAUGCUCCGUUACCGCCUCCCUCUGCUGGCGCUUUCCGUCGCGGACAUCGCAAGUCGAACUCGAUGGCCAUAGGAAUUGAUAAUGCGGUUCCAGUCGAUGGGCCACGGUCAGCUAUUUUGCCAAAGACUCAAGGUUUCCCGUCAACGCCUCUUGCUGCCGGCUUUGGUCCAGGCCAAGCGCGAGCGGGCGAACACCCGAUCCGCCAACCCCGUGGCCCUCCUCCUUUGGAUGAGUUGAUUACCAAGCCCACCACCAAGUUCGAGGGUAGCAAGAACUUUGCUACUCGCACACGCCGAAACGCCGUCCAUAACCUUGUCCGUGCGGGAAUGGAACGCCGCCGAGCGCCUGGGAGCGGCUCUGGUAGCAUGUCUCCUGUGUCUGAGGCUGGCGAGAUCACAUUCUCCGUCUCGUCGGACAACGAUUCUGAUAGCGGUCGCAGCGGAAGCGGAAGUCUUUCCGGCCGACCCAGUCUUGGUGGUUCGCGCGGUUCGACUCAUGGCGCUAUCGGUUCCGAUCGCCCAUCAUCCCGUCACAAGGAGCGCUCUCUGGAGCGGAAAUCUGUGGCGUCGGUGGACAGCAGCUUCACCACUGCUAGUGUCAGCAGUGAUGAGGGCCAAUCAGUUGGGGGUAGCUUUGCAGCUGUAUUCAAAAAUGGCGGCAAGAAGCCAGAGCCUAGUGACAAUCAGCGGAAGGCACCAAUGCUUGUUCUCACGUCCGUUGAAAAGCGAAAAUGCCCUGUCGCCUAA